AUGAGCAAAGUCAACCUUCGUGGUAAAAGACUGUCUAAUAUUCCAUCAAAUAUACCACGCGAUGUAAAUUUUUUAGAUGUUAGUUUAAAUCAAUUAGAUAGAGUUCCAUCAGAUUUAUCAUCAAUGACAAAUUUAACAAAGAUAUCAAUAUCAUUCAAUAAAUUUACUUCACUAACUUCGUUGUAUAAAUUAAAGUCAUUAGUAAAUGUUGAAAAUAACUUAAAUCCUAUUUCAGUAAUUGAUAAAGGUUUAUCAAAAUUGACUAAUCUUAAAGUAUUGGUUUGUAAUAAAAAUACAAUUAAUACAAUACAAGAAGGUACUUUUGCACCUGAAUUAACUACAAUUUCAUUAGAAAUGAAUUUUAUUACAACAAUACCAAUAUCUUUUGGUUUAAUGCAUCAUUUAAAACAAAUCACUUUUGCUGGAAAUUGUUUAAUGUCAUUUCCUGUAGCAUUAACAAGUAUUAGUUCAUUAAGUUCAUUAAAUCUUAAUGACAAUGUUAUUAAAGUUAUUCCUGAAUCUAUUACUAAUAUGCGUUCAUUGGUUAAAUUAAUGAUGAAUGAUAAUGAACUUACUAUUAUUCCAAUGGAACUUUUUACAAUGCCUUCUUUACAAUCAAUUCAAUUUAAUAAAAAUCGUAUAACAAGUUUACCUGAUAUUCCUUUCUUAAAAGAAUGUCAUUUAGAAGAGUUAAUAUUAAAUAAUAAUCAUAUUGGUUCAAUUACUUCUUCAAUAACAAAUUUAAGUUCAUUAAGAAAUUUUGAAUGUGAAAAUAAUAAUAUAUCAACUCUUCCUUGUUUAACAACACUCACAGCAUUAACUCAAUUAAAUUUAUCUAAUAAUUCAUUUUCAACUAUAGUCUCUUUACCUCCAAAUUUAAAAUCAUUAUAUUUACCUUUUAAUGAAUUAGUAGAGUUAUGUCUUCCAUUGCCAUCUACUCUCACUGAAUUAUUAUUAGAUAAUAAUAAACUUCUUUCUCCUCCAUUAUUAUCUACUUUAUCUAACCUUCGUUCAUUAAAUCUUUCUGCUAAUCAAAUUUCUUCUUUUCCAACUGAAGUUACUAUUUUAACUGCUUUAACUGCAAUUAAUCUCACAAGUAAUUGUCUUUCUUUAUUACCUGAAGUUAAUACUGAACAUCUUCAUGUACAAAAAUUUAAUGCUUCUUUUAAUCAUUUCGUUACUUUACCUAAUUCAUUACUUUCUAUGACUUCAUUAACAUCAUUAGAAUUAACUGAUAAUAACCUUCUAAUUAUUCCAUCAAAUUUUACUGUAUUAAUUCAUCUUCGUUAUCUCUCAUUAUCGUCAAACAACUUAACAACUUUUCCUAUUCAAAUCUGUAACUUUAGUAAAUUACAAGCAUUAAUUAUUUCAAAUAAUAAUUUAUUUGAACUACCAUCUCAACUUACUUCAUUAUCAACUUUAACUACAUUAGACCUUUCUUUUAAUCAUCUAAAUUCUAUUGACGUAGUAACUCAUUUAAUUCACCUCCAGUGUCUUGACGUUUCUUCAAAUGACCUUGUAUUACUUCCUGAUGGAUUAACAAAACUCUCCUCAUUAAUUUUUCUGAAUCUCUCGGAAAAUAAAAUUACCUCAAUCAACAAGUUAUUACUAAAACCUUCUUUAUUCCUUAACCUAACAAAUAACCAAAUUACUUCUAUUGGAGAUAUUGAUGAAAACCAAUUUGUAUUAACUAACUUUGAUUGUAAUCCAUUUAAACAACAUCAUGUUACAGAAGAAGGAAAAAGUUUAUCAAUGACCAAUUCAAGUUUAUUUAAAAUUACUGUAGCACAUGCAGAAAUGACUGGAUUACGUCCAACUUAUGAAGACUCACUUGAACUUGUUCCUAAUUUUAUGGAUAAAAAAGGAAGGAGUUUCACUGCUGUAUAUGAUGGUCAUUCAGGACAGGUAUGUCCUAAUUAUGUUGCAAAACGAUUUCAUUGUGUAAUUGAAAUAUGUUUAAAUGAAGGACUAGCUCCAGUAAAUGCUUUAAAAGAAGGGUUUAAUAGGAUGCAAGAAGAAAUUGUACAAAAAGGAAUAGAAGAUGGAUGUACUGCUGUUGUAGUCAUGAUUCUAGAUAUGAAAAUGUAUGUUGCGUGGGCAGGUGAUUCUAGAGCUGUUUUAUGUCGUGGAGGUAAAGCAAUUCAAUUAUCUGAAGAUCAUAAACCAAAUGGAACAUGUGAAAGAGAAAGAAUUAUUAGAAUGGGUGGACAUGUUUUUGCAGGAAGAGUUAAUGGAGAAUUAGCUAUUUCACGUUCAUUUGGUGACAUACAAAAUUCACCAAUUGUUUCUGCUGUUCCAGAAAUAAGAGAAUAUGAUAUUAUGGCUAAUGAUGAAUUUGUUAUUGUAGCAUGUGAUGGAGUUUGGGAUGUAGUUAGUAAUCAAAAAGCUGUUGAUAUUAUUAAAACAUCCAAAUCAUUAAGUAUAGGUUCUGUAAGAUUAAGAGAUUUUGCUUACAGCAUGGGUUCUCAAGAUAAUAUUACUUGUGCUGUUGUAACUGUUCCUUUUUGUUAUUAA
Entamoeba dispar SAW760 is the source of this 2514-nucleotide messenger RNA. Its product is annotated as protein phosphatase 2C, putative. NCBI's taxonomy places the organism in Eukaryota, Evosea, Mastigamoebida, Endamoebidae. The record is from RefSeq and is a predicted model, not a curated record. Gene Ontology annotation, molecular function: protein binding. The transcript has a single exon. Bases 1 to 2514 code for a protein of 837 amino acids.